Messenger RNA from Porites evermanni, 4933 nucleotides. Lineage: Eukaryota; Metazoa; Cnidaria; Anthozoa; Scleractinia; Poritidae. The record is from the annotation of a GenBank genome assembly.
AGUUCAACAACUCUCAACAAAGGCAUUUCUAAAACCAAUAUAACAAUAAAAUCCUUAGUGAUGACAAAACUAGUGACCACUGUUUUGUCAAAUGUCACCAGUGCCGCCUUGAAUGCGGUGGUUAAGACGUCUGGUGUUGCUAAGCAAACAAGUUUUUUACCUACAACUCCGACAGUGCUUUUGACUCAACAUAUCAUAGACAGUAUAGCCCACAAUAUGGAGGUCCGCUUUGAGAUCCUGCAGAGUUUUAAUAGUGCGGUCAUAACUUUAAUAAAUAAAGGAUCGGCACUAAUUGGUGGAAACCUUUGGGCAAUUUAUAUGUGUCUAGCAACAGGAUUGGAGCUUGGGCAUCUUGUACACAGAGAAGAUGGGUACGUACUACCUGACAAAAAAUCGAUCAAACUGACUCAUUUGAGUGGAUGUUCAUUUAAAAUUGAGCCAACAAAAGACUUUAAAGCUAUCCCGCCUGGUAAAUCAAUGGAGAUCAUGGUCCAUAUCGGUUUAACCGAGUCGAGGAGUGACUUGGCCCCCAGAUGGUACGUGGCAGCGGAUGGACUGGAACCAAGGAUCAUUCCCAACACUGCCAGUGAAGCACUUCACUUCGUAUUUUUCCCACCACAGAGAAGAAAAUCGUGGGAUAGCUUUGUAAACUGCGAUGCGGCUGAUCUUGGGAAUGUUCCCCUUUUAGUUAUCCCAACACCAUCGGAGGUUGUUGGGUUCAAUGCAACGAAUAAACUAUCUGUUGAUGGCAAUUGGAUUGUUUUUGGGGAACCGGGAUUAGAAGAUGAAACAAGUUUCCUAGCAGGUAAUUACAAUAUCUGGUUUUCAUGCAAACGACACUUUCGAAAACUUAGCGGGGAAGAUGAAGUUAGCUCGCAUGGCGCAGGUGCGUAGGGAAGAUUGGUCUGGAGGAUUGUCUGGAGGUGAAUGUUUUCCACAUGCGCGCGAAAGAGGGGGACUCCAACGACCAGUGAGCUGAGGUAGCUUACUUUCUCUCAAAUUUACCCGAAACGAGCUUUUCAGCCAUUGUAAAAAGAAACAACAAAACAAAAACAAAAACUCUAAAAAUAUAAAUAGUCAGCUACGUCUCACUUUACCGUGAAUCCACCCACAGGCGGCUCAUGGUUUGAAUUUUGAACAUUUUUGACGUCAUUUGUAUGGUCUAUAACAGUACAGACAUUGGAAAUAGUUACGUAUGUCUUAAGUAAUAAAUAGGAAAUUUAUAAAAAACUUUUUUUUCCCUUCAGGCAAGCUUAAUAUACCAAAAUCCUUUUCACAGUCUACGCGCGACAAAGUCAUCAAGCUUAAACUAGGGAGAGUGUCGGUACAAGGAACUGAAAUAUCCUCCAGUGAAUCGUACCACAUUCAAGUCAAUACUUCCGACCUGUCAAUCAUCAUUACUGGAACUGGGAACGCUGGAGUGUUCUAUGGUGUCCAGACUCUUCUUGCCCUCAUCACCAAAGAAGGCCAGGUUCCUGAGGUGCAAAUCAGAGACUCUCCUCGUUUCUCAUAUCGAGGGCUGAUGGUUGAUAUUGCGCGGAAUUUUCAACCUAAAAAUGAAAUAUUGAAACUACUGGACGUCAUGGCGAUGUACAAAAUGAACAAACUUCAUUUCCACCUCACAGAUAAUGAGGGAUGGCGACUGGAAAUACCAGGAAUCGAGGAAUUGACUUCAGUGAGCAUAGCAUUUCCCAGACGUUCAGAUAGUAGAGCGCGGCGCUCAGACGGUGGGGAGCGAGUUAAAUCGUACGCGGGGAAAACAAGGGGAAAAACGAGGGGGGAAUGUCGGUCGAGAGCGAGGGAACAUUCCCCUCGUCAAUUUUUCUCCCGCAGUAAGCAAGGGAUCGGAAAAUACAAUUUGAUCGUUUUAUGAAUAUUUCUGUGAAAAUGCGUCAUGUGAGAAUGUUGUCGGAAUACCUGAAGGAGGAUUUCAACAACUGCAUGGGCAACUGUUUUUCCCUUUAAGUCACCUAACAAAUUUUUCCUAUAGCUUUUUUCUUCUUCUUCAUGGAAUAAACUCCUUGAAAUUGCUAUUCGAGACAAUUCAACACCCCUAAUUGGCUUCAAAGUAUACCGCCAUAAACCAGUUACCGGAUUAUGCAAAUGGCUUGGCGUUUAAAAACUCUUAUUCUGUAGAUCAGAAAUAAAGAACGACUUAUCCUGCGUGUAAUGGAGUACUGUUAUUAACCCUUUAAGCCCUAAGAAUGAUCAGCGUCAAAUUUCUCCCUGUAAUAUCACUACUUUGUAAAUCAGAGUGGUCAUGAGAAUUACGAACAUGAUCACACAAGAUGAAUGUAACUGAUGCUUCAACAAACUCUCCCCACUACUUCUUUUGAAAACAUAUAGGGAUAACAAAUGAGAAUUUGAAUUUUGAUGUUAGGGUUUAAAGGGUUUAUAAAGCGAGAACAGUCUUCUUUGACGGCGCGAUUAACUUUUCCUGUUCGUUUCGUUAUUGUUUAGGUCGGUGCCAGAAGAUGCCAUGACUUACAAGAGAAAACCUGUAUCUUUUCUCAUCUCGGCUCAGGUCCCGACACCAGCACCUCGGGCACUGGGUUCUACUCUACUGAAGACUACAGGGAAAUUUUACGUCACGCAAAGAGGCGUCAUAUUCAAGUGAUUCCGGAGUUUGACUUACCAGGCCACAGUCAUGCCGCCAUUAAAAGCAUGAUAGCUCGUCAUGAUAGGCUGGUUAAGGAAGGAAAGGAGUCUGAAGCAAAGGAGUUUCUUUUAAAUGACUUCAAAGACGAAUCUCGGUAUUUCUCCGUGCAAUUUUUUACAGACGAUACAGCCAAUUCUUGUUUGAGGUCGACAUACAGGUUUAUUGAGCGGGUGUUGAGAGAGUUAACAAACUUACAUCACGAUAUUCAACCCCUGACUGUUUUUCACUUUGGAGGAGAUGAAGUUCCCGAAGGAGCAUGGAGGAAAUCACCCGCGUGUGAAAAGAUUGCUAAAAUCUUAAACUUUACGUAUAAAAGUGUUCAAACGCACCAAAAAUUGAAAGAAUACUUCUUAACACAAAUAUCAAAUAUUACGGCAGAAAUGAACCUCGCUUUGGCCGGGUGGGGAGAUUUCUUGUUCGAGAAAAGCAGGCGUACACUUAUUCCAAGAGAUUUUUUUUCAAAUAAAGAAAUUUAUUCGUUUUCGUGGAGUGUGACAGGUGCAGUAAAAAACCUCAAGGAAGUUUCUUUGAUGGCUAAUCACGGAUACAAGGUAAAAAUCAUCAUGUUUCAAUGUAUUAUUUUUUCUUGAAUGUUAAAACUGAACGUAUGUUAAAACUGAACGUAAAAUCUGAGCUUCUAUAGUCCUAUCAACUCCUUUAAGCUAACCAUAUCGCUCACUUAUAGUAGUCAUCUCAUAGAAUAACAAGUGAAUGUCUUUUACAGGUGCAAAUCACCUUUACUCUAUCAAAUCAGUUGAAAAUUUUUACAUCUUUUAUAACCUUCCCCGCUAUAGCAUCCUAGUCCCCAGACGUGCCCUAUUUUUAGUAAAAUCUCGACAUCUUGACACGACUGUGAGCCAUGACGUCGCCCUAGAAACCCACCCAUUUUUCCCCAGUAUUCAACCAGACAAUGGGGCAAGAGAGAACCACUCGGGACCAGGUCCACACCCCAUUUAUCCAUUUUUUUCAAUAACGAUCAUAAGGGAUGACUAUAUUGGCAACAUUGUUUUUUCGGAUUCAGUAACAAAUACCGUAUUCUGAUUGGAUGAACUAUCAUUAAUCGCUAAUCUGCAGGUUGUGUUGUCAAGCCCAGACUAUAUCUACCUUGAUCAUCCUUAUGAGCCUCAUCCCGAGGAGCGCGGAAAGCACUGGGCAACACCUUACACUGAUACCAGGAAAAUCUUUGGUUUCGCGCCCGUUGAUCUUUACAAAGAAAUCACCUGCAAUUCCAGUAAUUGCAGCCAAGCACAGCAAAAUGUUGUAGGUAAAAAAUAUCUUUUAUAUGCAACCGCUAUACUGUUUACAAAUUGUCGUGUUCACUACAGAGUGUUGACUUCUGAGAUGCUGCUCUGUAGACGCAAUUUGCAUUCAAGAGCUUUUUAGAGAGAUACACAAAUAAAGGGCUCAGUUUAAAUUAUGAGUUUAAAAAGUAGUUUAUCAAAAUCAGCUAGUUUUGAAAGCUGACUUUUCGAGCGCUACGUUUUCGUCAGAGCAAAGUGCCAUCUCUUAACAUCACUUUUUUUUUAAUCUCUUUCGAGCGCUUCUCCUUCUUGAGAAAACUAAUUUUCGGUAAGCCAACACAUGUUGGGGGGUGUGACAGCAAAGCAUUGGGAUUUUUUCAAUAAGAUUGCAAGCUGAGACAGCUCAGAUUGCAGUGCGUGUAGGUGCAGCUUAUCAACAGACGUUCUUCAAUCCACAUAUAAAGGCGGCUCUAACGCGUCCAACGUUUGCUAUAGGUAUCGAGUCAGCGUUGUGGGGCGAGACAGUAAGAACUGCGGAACAAAUGUAUAUUAUGCUCUUCCCUCGGCUUCUUGCUGUGGCAGAGCGAGCCUGGCACAAAGCAUCAUGGGAAGAGGUCACUGACAGGCUGGCGCGAGAACGUGAAAGGACUGGUGACUGGGAGAGGUUUGCUAACACUAUUACCUACAGGGAACUGGGCCGACUGGAUGAGAUGGGUGUACCAUACCGCGUUCCUCCACCGGCCGCAAGGUAGAAAACAAGAGUGUACUUCUGUUGUCAUUAAGAAAGACCUUGAGAAUAGGCUACAAGUCAGACUAUCCGCUCAAUCAAAGUUUACAGGAGGUAUCUAACGUGGAGAUGAGACAUGACUAUAUUGUAAAUUGUUUCUGUAGGAUUACAGGGAGGAAACUUGAAGUCAGGACUGCGCUGCCAGGCCUUAAAGUUGAGUUCUCGCGAGACGAUGGAGAAACCUGGAAUGACGUCACAAGUGGCGGCGUAGAGGUUGAUGGGAAAUUACAGUUGAGGACAAGGUAA